Molecule: messenger RNA, 657 nt
Organism: Gaeumannomyces tritici R3-111a-1
Lineage: Eukaryota; Fungi; Ascomycota; Sordariomycetes; Magnaporthales; Magnaporthaceae
Product: MGMT family protein
Exons: 3
Coding region: 106-492 (128 amino acids)
Biological process (GO): DNA repair
Molecular function (GO): catalytic activity
Source: RefSeq, a predicted model, not a curated record
CUCUAGACGAGACUUGCACCCAAGACGGACAUUGAUGCAAAGAGUCUCAACGCAAACACCAACUAGAUAUCCACACAGGCGCUCAUAUUAUAUCCCCAAAGGAAAAUGCCCCGCUCGGACGAGGCCGCCGCCUUCUUCCACGCCGUCUACAGCGCGGUGCAGGAGAUACCGCCCGGCAAGGUGACGACGUACGGUCGUAUCGCCGAGCUCGUCGGAUUUCCACAACGACCGCGCCAGGUCGGCGUGUGCCUCAAGCACCUGCCAGAAGACCCCGAAGCACGCUUCAACCACGACAAUGUCCCCUGGCAGCGGGUUAUCAAUGCAAAGGGAAUAAUUUCACCGAGGUCCCAACCGUCGGGCGCGCGGACCCAAGCUGAGGCGUUGAGGGCCGAAGGCGUGGAGGUGUCGACUAGUGCCAUGGGCGAGUUGAUGGUGGACUUUAACGAAUACGGCUGGUUCCCGGACGAGCUGCCGUCGGAGCAAGAAACGUGACGCGUGGGUGGGGUGGUACAACAAGGAGGGCGCGCAGCAAAGAAUCUUGGACCAAGGAAAUGACGUCAGGACGAGAUGUUGACUAGAUACCACGCGUACACUCUGGUCGAAUCUUUGCACAUUAUAUCGUCAGCACAGAAUUGUGACCCUUUUCGCCGUCGGUGG